CUGGGAACCAAAGCAGAAGUUGGCCGGCGACACGACCCAACUGCGGUUGGCUGACGAACAGUACCUUUCCGUGUUUUUUUGUGUCCACAGUGGCCGCAGAACUUAGUGCGUGCUUUUCGUUUGUCUUUCUUCCCUCAACCGCGUUGACAAAAUGACGACUCUCGAGCAGAACCCCGCAGACGAACUGGUCGAUUAUGAGGAAGAUGAGCAAAAUGAUGCCAAGGAGAAGGGAGUCGAGGACGUCGUUGUCGGCCGCGGAAACUACGUUUCCAUCCACGCUUCUGGCUUCAGGGAUUUCUUUUUGAAGCCCGAACUUCUGCGCGCAAUUGGAGACGCCGGUUUCGAGCAUCCGUCGGAAGUUCAGCAUGAAACCAUUCCUCACGCCAUCACAGGUGUCGAUGUUCUGUGCCAGGCCAAAUCCGGAAUGGGUAAAACCGCCGUGUUCGUGCUGAGCAUCCUCCAACAGCUGAACCUGGACACAAGUGGCGAGGAAGGCAACACGCAGGGCGUUGUGUGUUUGGGGAUUGCCCACACUCGUGAGCUCGCGUUUCAGAUCAAGAACGAGUUCGACCGCUUCAGCAAAUACCUGAAGAACGUCAAGUGCGAGGUGGUGUACGGAGGCAUUUCGAUCCAGAAGAACAUCGACAUGUUGAAGGAUGCGAAGACGACGCCGCACAUUUUGAUCGGGACCCCGGGCCGUGUUUUGGCGCUGAUCAAGGGCAAGCACCUGAACGCCGAGAAGGUGGCGCACUUUGUGUUGGACGAGUGCGACAAGUGCUUGGAGAAACUCGACAUGCGCAAAGACGUCCAGAACAUCUUCAUGGCGACGCCCAAGAAGAAGCAAGUCAUGUUCUUCUCCGCCACGAUGAACAAGGAGAUCCGCGACGUCUGCAAGCGCUUCAUGCAGAGCCCUGUCGAAGUCUUCAUCGACGACGAGAGCAAGCUCACGCUUCACGGGCUCCUCCAGUACUACGUCAAACUCCAGGAGUCGGAGAAAAACAGAAAACUGAACGACCUACUCGACACUCUCGAGUUUAACCAGGUCAUCAUCUUCGUCAAAAGCGUCUCCCGCGCGCAGGCUCUCGACCGCCUCCUCACAGAGUGCAACUUCCCCUCCAUCGCCAUCCACGCGGGUCUGGACCAGGAGGAACGUAUCAACAGGUAUCAGCAGUUCAAGAACUUCGAGAAGAGAAUCAUGGUUGCGACAGACCUGUUCGGACGAGGUAUCGAUAUUGAGCGCGUGAAUAUUGUUAUCAACUACGACAUGCCAGACUCGAGCGACUCUUACCUACAUCGAGUGGGUCGGGCUGGCCGCUUCGGAACGAAGGGCUUAGCAAUCACCUUCGUGGCUAGCCAGGACGACACGAAUGUGUUGAACGAUGUCCAGACUCGAUUCGAGGUCCACAUCGCCGAGAUGCCGCAGAGCAUCGACGCCUCGCAGUACAUCAAUCAGUAAAAAGAACGCGGCAUGUCGUAUUUGGGCGGCCUUUGCCGUUCGUGUAAAACACUUUGGGGAAACGGUUUCUUAGCGUCAAACGGGCUUCAGUCUUGUAGGGCCCUUCCAGGAGAAGUGUGGAAUUCGCGGGAAGGUGUGCGCACUAGUGCGCCCAGAGUUCCUGAGGUUGUUCAGUGGCUUGUUUCGAGGGGCGAGACAGUGAGAGAGUUCCAAAGUGUGAAGCAGUUCUGAAGCGUGAAAACCACUCGGAUUUACGGGGGGAGGAAACGGGUGGGGUUUCCAAGUCGGGUCAUACGCGUUUCAGUGGAGCGACGGUAUUCAGUGGCUUGGACGGAGCCUGAAUGUGGAAAUGGUUCCGCAGCAGUUAAAGGUUUCGGUCUUGAGGGUUUUUUAUUUAGAUUCUCCAUGGAACGUCUGAGGCGUCACGAGAAACAGCUGGAAAUCUAGCUUCUGCCUUUUGACCACGACAUCUGUAAGCACGGCGGAUCUUGCAUGUGCGAUUCAAGACUAUUAUCGAGACUCGGCCCAUGUGAAACAAACUUGUCUCUUUAGGCGCAGCCGCGUCAUCCGCGGACACCCGCAGUGUUGUGUUCCGGUUAUGAGACAACAUAUCACGUUCAG
This is a messenger RNA of Toxoplasma gondii ME49, 2077 nucleotides long. RefSeq names its product DEAD (Asp-Glu-Ala-Asp) box polypeptide DDX39 (gene DDX39). Gene Ontology annotation, molecular function: RNA binding; RNA helicase activity; ATP binding. Lineage: Eukaryota; Apicomplexa; Conoidasida; Eucoccidiorida; Sarcocystidae. Bases 152 to 1456 code for a protein of 434 amino acids. The transcript has 6 exons. The record is from RefSeq and is a predicted model, not a curated record.